UAACAAUCCCAUCAGUCAUGUGGUGGCAUAGUAUCAAGGCCAAAUAAGACUUUGUGGGGAGAGAUGUCGGCUGCGGUAAAGCGGGCUUGUGACACAUGUACCAAGCGUAAAGUUAAAUGUGACAAAGAGGACCCGUGCUCGAAUUGCUCCAAAGCUCAAAUUGAAUGCUCUUAUCGAUCGCCAGUGCCCUCACAAAGGCAUAGGAAACGAGUCGCGGACGAUGACCUCCUCUCUAAGAUCAACGAGUAUGAGGAAUUGCUCCGCAGGCACAACAUAAAUUUCUGUCCUCUAGAUAACUCAUGGAUACCCUCGCCGUUGGAAGAGAAGCUGCCUUCGAGACAUCAGUCUGGCUGCGUCGGUGUGGGUGUCCGAACUCAAGCUUCCAGUGAGACCCAAGCACAGAACUCUGAAGCUUCUGUUCUUGGGAAACAGCUACAGCCACAGACCCCAGGUGGACGAAGCAUAGGAGCACCGCUUUGGCUUGGGCUGUCGAGAGAUCUGCGCGAACCUCCCAUCGAACAAUUCACACAGAAUAGCAAUGAUGGGAGAGAAGGACCAGUUGACUUUAGCUCCGGCAUUAUGGCUCUGCCACUGGUCCCUGUAUAUUUACCUGCUGUGUCGGGGCUGCUCGAAAUGCAUCCUGAACCGAAGCAUAUUUUCAAGCUCUGGCAGAUUUUUGCGGAAAACGUCCACCCGCUGAUCAUGAUCAUCCACGCCCCUACUGUUCAGCGUAGGAUAUCGGAGGUCUGCUGGAGCCUAGAUGCAGUUCCAAAGCCAUUCGAAGCAGUCAUGUUUGCCGUGUACGCUUUGGCUGUCUCCUCCAUGAAGGAGGCAGACUGCAUACAAUUGUUUGGGGAGACGAGGUCAAUUUUGCUAAAUCGGUAUAGCACGGGAACAGCGCAGGCGUUGGCUGCUGCAAACCUACAUGUAACGCGCGAUUUGGAGGUCUUGCAGGCCUUGGUAUUAUUCAUCUUACUAGAUUACCGAUCCGAUGCUUCAGUGACACUUACAGGCCUUGCAAUACGCAUUGGCCACAAGAUGGGGCUACAUAGAACGGGCACUGACUCCAAGACUCCCUUCUUUGAGGAGGAGAUGCGCGUGCGCAUAUGGUGGAAGAUCCGCUGCCUGGACUCGCGCUCUCGUCGAUUAGUACUGGGUUUACCACCGUCGCGGGCUGAAUUCGGGGACAUACGAAUGCCGCUCAACAUUAAUGACGCAGAUCUGCAUCCGUGUAUGGCCAGUCGGCCUGCUGUUGAACACACUGGUGCCACGGAGAUGCUGUACUGCUUGAUGAAGUACGAGGUUGCGCACUGGAUGCGCACGUCACCCACGCUCGCCGCAUAUUCCGUCAAUCCCCUUGAUAUGGUCAAGUCUACCAGCCUCGAGGCAAUGACCACGAAGAGGAAGGCGCUGGCUGAGAUACGACAGAUAUACGAGAACAAGUAUAUCCGCUAUUGCGACCCCACUAUUCCCCUUCACCACUUAUCUGCUACUGUAGGCCGCCUCUUCAUCUACCGCACGGUAUUUUCGUGUUUGCAUCCGAGGAACCAACCCGAGGGUGGCCGAUUGAUGUCACAAGCCGACCAGGAUGAGGUAUUUGAGAGUAGCGUUCAGGUCCUUCAGCUUGGGUAUGAAGUCCGUAGGACCCCAUUCUCAGCACAUCUGCUCGAACUUCAGGCAGCAAAAACGCAAGUCGAUGCGCUGGUGUACAUGGUUAGCGAGCUGCGGCAGCGCGUAAGCGGGGAUUUGGUGCGUACAGCGUGGGUGCUAGUAGAGAGGAUGUACAAGGACUAUCCAGAUCUGUUGCAGGACGAUGGCAAGUUUUCUACUGGACUAGCAGAUUUGACGCUGGAAGCGUGGGAUGUUCGCUGGCGGGAACUGCAAAGGCACCGAGAAGUGGCCGUACCGGAGUUUAUUGGCUUGCUACAGGCGGCGAGAGGGAAAGCCAGAGCUUAUGAUGGGACUCUCGAUCAGAUCGGAGGAGCGAUGCCAGGAGAAGGUACGCAGAUUGGGUUUCUGCAUGAAUCACUGGAUUGGGAAUUCUGGAAUGAUUUCCUUGAAAUAUAAGGUGGAAAGCUAGGCAAUCGAAUUAGGCGACGAACUUGCCUUCAUUUCCUCGGCCUUUUCAAUGGGCCGAUUCUACUUCUUGUUCUACCACCUUGCGAUCU
Messenger RNA from Paecilomyces variotii, 2168 nucleotides. Its product is annotated as fungal-specific transcription factor domain-containing protein. Bases 64 to 2067 code for a protein of 667 amino acids. The transcript has 4 exons. NCBI's taxonomy places the organism in Eukaryota, Fungi, Ascomycota, Eurotiomycetes, Eurotiales, Thermoascaceae. Gene Ontology annotation, molecular function: zinc ion binding; DNA-binding transcription factor activity, RNA polymerase II-specific; DNA binding. Gene Ontology annotation, biological process: regulation of DNA-templated transcription; DNA-templated transcription. The record is from RefSeq and is a predicted model, not a curated record.